Messenger RNA from Harpegnathos saltator (Jerdon's jumping ant), 1751 nucleotides. Its product is annotated as actin-binding Rho-activating protein. Bases 862 to 1380 code for a protein of 172 amino acids. Lineage: Eukaryota; Metazoa; Arthropoda; Insecta; Hymenoptera; Formicidae. Gene Ontology annotation, molecular function: actin binding. The transcript has 5 exons. The record is from RefSeq and is a predicted model, not a curated record. Gene Ontology annotation, cellular component: sarcomere. Gene Ontology annotation, biological process: positive regulation of transcription by RNA polymerase II; positive regulation of Rho protein signal transduction.
AAAACGUAAGCAGUCGUCAUUUACGUUUCAUCAACGAUUGAUUGCUUUGCUCACUGCUCGCGUUUUACUGCUCUGUCUCAUCCGCUCAACCGACUAUUGCGUCGGUCUACUGUACAUGAGAAGAUAAUGGAAAAAAAUGGCUCUCUCACAGGGUGCGAUUCACUUUGCGCUACCAAUGUUCCGCUACGCUCCGAAACGGCCAAGCGGGAGCGGUUCACGUGAACGCUACGAGCGCGACAGUCGCAAGAGGGCCAGAUUGUAGUGUUUGUUCCAAAUGCAACUUCACCUUUGCCAACAAUGGGGUGCGACACAUUAAGUCCGAAGAAAAAGGAAACGGAUCUUUUUGUAUGGACAAAUUGUGAAAACAACCCUCUGAACAUAACUCUCCUACAUUCAGAAAUGCUCGCAAUAAUUAUGGAAUAUGCGCUGAUUGAAGUACGGCAUAAUCUUCUUCGGUUACAUCUACUGUACGCGCGACAUCUGCUUCUUCAUCAAAGAGCUGUAUCUCCGGCAUCCUGAGCGUAUUUACGUUACAGAACUCAGAAUUAGCUGCUGCUCAUCGACCCCGCAACGUUUGGAGCGCGAUGGGAGCGGAAAUGAUGACAAGACGCGAUUCAAAUUCUCAAGGAAGAUGUCGGCCGUCCACGCGUCACGUGAGUGCUGCGGUCGUAAAUAGAAGCGAGCAGUCAUCGCAAAGUCAUCGUGAGAGAGGUCAGUGUUGCUAUCUUGGAGGAUCGCGAGGGGAAUUGAAUUCGACACACGGCGAGGUCGCCGGAGAUUUUGCAAUUAAUCGAAUUAUGUAACUGUCGAUAGUGCCGAUCGAAUUUUGGCGCACGACCGUCGUCGCUUCACGUCUCGAAGAUGGAGGAAAGUUGCAGUGAUUCCGAAGAGGAAUCCUUGGGCGCCAAAGUUGCCAUGUUCAAUCAGUACGCCAGCAAGCACAAGGACAAGCAGAGUAAGAAUCCGUUCACGUCCGGCUUGAACAUCGAGAAGCCGAAAUUCUCCAAGGAGGAAUACGGCAGGCCAGAAGCAGGUUCCAAGUCUGAUCUCCGCGGUCGCAAAGCGAACGCUCACGUGCUGAAGGAGAUUCUGGAGCUUUGCGAGAUAAUCAUUCAGGAGGGCACAGCUUGCCAGGACCAACCUGACGUAAUCGGCAUCACAUUCGGCGACAUCUUCAAUAUUUACACUAAUAUCAGUAACAAGUGCGUGGGGCUGCUUCUGAGGGCGAGGAAAAUGAAGUAUUUGGAGUUCGAGGGCGAGUGUCUCUUCCAGAGGAGAGACGACAACGUGCCGAUAUUCCUGGUGAAACCCAUAGAAGAAAUCCGUAAGGAAUAUAAUCAGCGGCUAGAAGAGAUCAGGACGGAGAGACUGGAGAGCUAAUGCGACUGAUGAUGUUUGCCUCCGCGAAUUUGCCUACGUUCGAAGAGACGACAUUCGCGAUUGCUGUCACUGGGAGCUGCCGGUCGGUCUGUAUUUAUUCGUCUGUACUUUAUAAGAGCGCAAAUCUUGUAAUAAAUAUGUCCAUUGUAUAGUGCGUACUUUGUACUCGACUCGCGUCGGCUUUUGUAUGUUGAAUGAAUGAGCGCGGUUUUCGAUGUAAAUAGUUCGCUGUUGACACGAAUGAGAUCCGUUGAUGUGACAUGAAUGUCAGAGCUUUAGGGAACGAUGCAAUUUUUACGCUGCAUCUUGUCGGAACGUUGUCAACUUUGUAAAUAUCCAACACGUAAUAAACGAUUGAUGUAUCCACCGUA